This is a messenger RNA of Epinephelus moara (kelp grouper), 2941 nucleotides long. RefSeq names its product RAS-like, family 12 (gene rasl12). The record is from RefSeq and is a predicted model, not a curated record. NCBI's taxonomy places the organism in Eukaryota, Metazoa, Chordata, Actinopteri, Perciformes, Serranidae. The transcript has 5 exons. Bases 208 to 969 code for a protein of 253 amino acids. Gene Ontology annotation, molecular function: GTPase activity; GTP binding.
UGGAUAUGAACCCUAACAGUUCACUUGGACCUGUAAAAUACUUUCCUUUCAUUUCUGACGCUUCUUUUCAAGAGAAAGAAACAACAAGUCUUAUUUUUCACAGCCUGUCUGUUUGGAAAUGUGUUUUUAUUUUCUCCAGCUGCUUCAGAGGAGACCACAAUCUGUUGGGAAUAAGAAUGUGAAGCAUUUUGACGGAGCAUCAUCAUCAUGUCGUUGAUGUUUGGGAAAGUGAAGACGUGUAAUGCGGCCGCAGCUCCUGACAGAAGCCCAGCUGAGUGUAACCUGGUGCUGCUUGGUGUGAUGGGCUCCGGGAAAUCAGCACUGACUGUCAAGUUCCUCACAAAGCGCUUCAUCAGUGAAUAUGACCCCCAUCUUGAGGAUAUCUAUUCGUCAGAAGAGAGGGUGGACCAGCAGCCAGUCACAGUGAGAGUGAUGGACACCUGUGACCAGGACGGUCCGGUGAACAGUGAGCGUUACCUGUCGUGGGCCAGCGCCUUCCUCGUCGUCUACAGCAUCGACAACAUGGAGAGCUUCAAAGGCUGCCAGCUGUACCUGCAGACACUCGCCCUGCACAACAAAACCUUCAGGCCACAAACUCCCAUCAUCCUGCUGGGGAACAAGCUGGACAUGGACAGAUACAGGCAGGUGAGUCAGUGUGAGGGCGAGCAACUGGCGGCUCGUUAUGGCUGUUUGUUCUUCGAGGUGUCGGCCUGUCUGGACUUCCUCUCUGUGCAGCGCGUCUUCUACGAGGCGGUGAGGAGGGCGAGGCAAGGAGGGGAGCGCAGCCGCCUGGUACCGGCCAUCUACAUCAGAGAGGACAAAGCGCUGCUCCCCACCUUCGCCACCCCCUGCUACAAGGAGCUGCCGGCCCCGGCCACCGCCAAGCUGGUCACAGUGAAGACGUCCAGAGCGCAGAGCAAACGGAGGGCUGCCACACUCACUCUGCUCAAGGGCUUCAAGAUCUUCUGACACCACUCUGCCACCCCCCAACAUCUCCACUGACUCUGUGAAAGACUGCAGAGCUCUACAGGGGGUGGACACAAUAACAUGAACAGCUCUACAGUGAACAGAUGAAUGAAUCCUGAAGACAUGAGCAGAGAAACAGAUGAUUCUCUGACUGUAAGAACCCUUUAGGUUUAUGUUCUCAUCAUCUGUUUGAACUUUUGUUGCUGAGAACUCUGGUUUCAUUUUUUAAUUUGGCAGACAGCACUAAAAACUACAGAUACAGUCUGUGUUCAUGGGAACGUUUACUAAACGUCACAUCCUUUCAUGCCGAGGGGCAAAGAAAGUAUUCGCUGCCAUACUGAAGAGCUGCUGUGUGACUUUUUCAACCUGGACCGUAUUUUAAGUGACUAAUGGGGACAAGAUUUUUUUUAAACUAGUCCAGUAUUGAGUGAGUGCAUAUUGGCACCAUCGCUUUAUGUCAGUGUUAUUUUAGAUUUAGUCUUGUUUCAGUAACAUUUUAGUCAUUUUUAUCCUUUAUAGUUUAAGUCUAGUGUUUUUUAUAAACUUUUUUAAAACUUUAUAAUUCAUUUCCUGUAGAUUCUGCACAAUAAAAGACCUGUUAUUUUGUUAUGUAAAAACUUUUAUUGUGAUGCAGCAAAUAAGGAAAUGUUGAGUUUUCGAGCAGCAACUUCACACAAUUUCUAACACGGCGGAUAGUGAACAUGAAACAGUAACAGAAAGCAGAUAUUUAAAGUUAAAACAGGACACAGGAGAGAAACUAAACUCCAAACCACAGAGAUUCAGUUCGACGCUACAGAUGUACUGAGAGCUGAACACACAGAGACUUUUAUAAAUGCCUUUCUCUCUGGUCUCCUGCAGACAGAGGGGAGGAGAGUCCCACAACACACAAGCUUGUCUCAGGGGGAGAAAUGGGGUCACUGGGGGUUGGCUGCGGUCCUUCUUGAGGGUGGGUGGCCUGCCCUUUGGACCUACUCUGGAGAAGGUCUCAUCUUUGGUGCAGCUCAGCGCAUCACGGUGCAUCUAAACUGAUAAUGGGAACGCAAAGUAGCGCGGCAUGGCUUGACUCGGCGGGGCCAAAGGUGACAGUGGAAAAGGCCCAUAUUUGUACCCAUGACCCUUGGCCGCUGUUGCCAUGGAGAAGAAGUCAGCCACCCAUUCAAAAUACUUCAUUGUUGCAGUUUUGAACACAUCGCCAUAUAAGGUGGAGAUUAUAAAAUCUGUUAUCUCAGUGGCAUAAACUUCAGCUCCUGCCCACUGUUAGCAGUGCAUGUGACAGAAUUUUAAGCUCUGUGAUUGGAUGUUUCUUGGUGAAAUGCACCUUGGGAAUUGUAGUUGAUGAUCUUUAUUUCAGUUUUUAUGUCCAUGGGCCUUUUGUACCAAAGAACCAGAUAUUUUCUAACACUGUUGUUCACCUUUUGUAACGAUGAUUUAGAUAAAGUUCAAUGUGAUCCAAGCUUUAGAUGAGCUCCAGCUGUGAGUGAGAAAAAAUCCUUUAUUUAACCAGGUAAAAAUCUCACUGAGAGUUAAAAUCUGACCGGGCCGAGAGGGUGAAUGAACUGGACUUUCACUCAGAUAGCUCUCCCCACUUCCCAACUCAGUGUUGAGAAUCAUGUUAUGGCCUUCACAUCUCAACACAGCUCAACACCUGUGGGAGAUUUUGUAGCAACACGCUCUGUACCUCCAUCAUCAACACAACAAAUGAGAAAAUGUUGUUUUCACCCCCUCAGGAGAGUUGAAUAUACUGCUGAGGCUCCACACCUCUAAGACACUGUUAGUUUUUACUUUAAUUUGUCACCAAUCUGUAAAACAUAAUAAUGCUGCCGUCGUUGAGGUUUUCUUCUUUAACUUCUUCCCUCUGAGACAAAAAUUUGAACUGAACUUUCAAAAAUAAGCACAAAAAUGUUUGUUGGAACCAAACACUGAGACAGAGAACAACAAAACUCUACUUCUUAAGUAUAAGGUGUUUAUUCUUUGA